Molecule: messenger RNA, 803 nt
Organism: Owenia fusiformis
Lineage: Eukaryota; Metazoa; Annelida; Polychaeta; Sabellida; Oweniidae
Source: the annotation of a GenBank genome assembly
GGAUCACACUACAGAGAUGUCAAUGUCACAACUGAGACUCACAAAGCCAGCACCUGAAUGGAGCGGCACUGCUGUUGUGGAUCUGGACUUCAAAGAUAUAAAACUAUCAGACUACAAGGGGAAAUAUCUUGUGUUUUUCUUCUACCCACUUGAUUUUACAUUUGUCUGCCCAACUGAGAUUAUAGCUUUCAGUGACAGAGUAGAAGAAUUCAGGUCCAUCAAUUGUGAGGUUGUGGCCUGCUCUACUGAUAGCCAUUUCUCUCAUUUAGCAUGGUGCAACACUCCUAGAAAGCAAGGGGGUUUGGGCAACAUGAAGAUCCCUUUGUUGGCUGAUAAGACUGGAGAGAUUUCUAAAAAAUAUGCUGUCUAUAAGGAAGAUGAGGGAAUUGCCUUUAGAGGUUUGUUUAUUAUUGAUGGCAAGGGUGACUUACGCCAGAUCACAAUCAAUGACCUCCCUGUUGGCAGAUCAGUGGAUGAGACUCUCAGGCUGGUGCAGGCUUUCCAGUUUACUGACAAACAUGGCGAAGUGUGUCCUGCAGGCUGGAAACCAGGUAAAGAAACAAUGAAAGCAGACCCCAAAGGCAGCAAAUCAUACUUCUCAAAAGUGAACACAUAACGCGGACACUCCCUUUGCUAUCUCAUGCAGUUGCCAAAUGUGAUUUUAUGGACUCAUUUUUAGUUGAUGAUUAUGAUUAUGAUGUAUUGUUCUUUUGAAAUUACAAAUCAUUAUUAAUCUUUGAGAUAGUGAUAUAGAGUGUUCUGCAUAUGAUAUAGCUUGGAUAUUAUUACACGUAUGAUCAAUC